UGACCGGCAGGGUUGUCAUGUCUUUGUUGCCUCAGUUGCACGUCAAAUGUUGUGAAUAGAAGUGCGGGAUUAUAUGGAAAAAUAACUGUUAUAUUCACAGGAGACACCGGUUCAAACGUUGCCCGCAACAGUAAAACCACCCUAAAGAUGGAGGAAAAGCUGAAUGGAUCACUACCUGUUGUCUCCCCGGAGUAUCUUCAUCAGUGGGUUCAGUCUGCCCAGCAGUUUAACGCCCUCCGGGCCCAAUAUUCCAACUUCCACCCCAACCAUCAGUUUCCCCACCCAGCAGAUCUGAGUGGAGAGGCAGCCGUGGCACACAUGGCCAACCCGGAGCCCGCGAUGGAUCAGCAGGAGCCAGCCAACCCCGCAAAACCCCCGCCCAAAAAAAGAGGCAGACCAGCUCAACCCAAGGAACCAGGUGCACCCAAACCCCCAAAAGUCCCCAAGGCCCCCAAGGCGCCCAAGGCCCCAAAGGCCCCCAAGGCCCCAAAGCCACCGAAGGCCCCCAAGCCGCCAAAAGACCCAAAUGCGCCAAAAGCAAAACCAGGUCCGAAGCCCAAGAAGGGCGCCGAAGGUCAGGCGGACGGCAAACAGGAGAAGAUCGACGAGAGCUUCAAGAAGGUGAAGAGGAAAGUGGACCGCUUCAAGGGAAUGUCGGAGGAGGAGGUCAUGAAGAAGACUCUACCAGACCUGCUGGACUACAACCUGGACUACGUCAUUAUCGGCAUCAACCCAGGGCUGAUGGCGGCUUUCAUUGGGAGAUGGUUUCCAGGUCCUGGAAAUCACUUUUGGAAAUGCCUUUUCCUGUCUGGCUUCACCGAGGAGCAGCUGAACCACAUGCAUGACACCACCCUGCCUGUCAAGUACAAAAUGGGCUUCACCAACAUGGUGGCCCGGGCGACGCCAGGCAGCAAAGACCUCUCCAGUAAAGAGCUGCGUGAAGGAGGGAAAAUACUGGUGGAGAAGUUACGGAAGUUCAAGCCUCUCAUCGCCGUGUUCAAUGGAAAAUGCAUCUAUGAAAUGUUCUGCAGAGAGCUGUUUGGCAAAAAACCAACAAAGUUAGAGUUUGGUUUGCAGCCACACAAGAUCCCCGACUGUGAAGUGGCUCUAUAUCUGAUGCCUUCAUCCAGCGCCCGCUGUGCCCAGUUCCCGCGUGCUCAGGACAAAGUUCACUUUUACAUCAAGCUGAGGGAGCUCAGGGAUCAGCUGAAGGGCGUCCAAAGAAAUACCGACAUCGAGGAGGUUCAGUACUCGUUUGACCUUCAGCUGGCCAAAGAGGAUGCUAAGAGGCUGGCCAUCAAGGAGGAGCAGUACGACCCGGGUUAUGAAGAUGCCUAUGGCGGCGCGUACACCGAGAGGGGAGCUGAGGGCGAUCAGCCCCAAAGCCAAACCAACGGUCACUGCACGUUCUCAGCUGACAAAGGCACAGACGGCGCGCAGGAGGCGACCACGUCACAGUCGGCCGAGGGCCAGCUCCCAGACGGACAGUGGAUGACGCAGUCGUUCGCAGAUCAGAUCCCAGACAUCAGCGGAGCGCCAAAGGAAGGCAGCGUAUGAAGAGAACCGGCUUCACGACGAGCACAGACUUCCUCCAGCUCGCCGCCCCGCCUCCGUGUUGGGUUUUAGAUUUACCUUUUUAUUAGUGUCCAGUUGGAAUAUAAACCUAUAGACGGACUUAUUUGUUUUUAGAAAAUUGGCAGGAUGCCGUUUCUGUACAUUUUAUUUUCUACAUCCGUGGUCUUGUGAACACAUGCAAUCAUCUUGACGACACUCUUUUUAAACACGUGAAAUCAGGGACUUGACAAUGAUGCUUGACUGUCUUUGGAGGAGGUCAUGCAUUUAAAUGUUUGUUUUGCCUCGUACUGUACUGUACUGCACCGCGAUGCAGUAAGUCUCGACACGGACAUCUACUGUUUGGGCAGUAGGUGCGACUCCGGGCGCCGGCUCCAGCAGUGUGAGCCUCUACGAGUCUCCGUCUGCCGCCAGCUCGCAUUAACGUCUCACUUCAUGGUGCUAUGAACUGUACAUAUGCAAAAAUGACCACUGGAGGAAACCGGAGUCACUGUCUCACUGGAAGACUUCGGACACGCCUUUCAAAAUGUUACAAAACUCAAAGUGGGUUUGAUUUUAUUCUCUUAUCAACUUUUAUUGCUUUAGUAAUUAUAGAAUUAUGUCCUAUGUUCACGGAAAUGUCAUUCACAAGGAGUUUUAUGAAACUUUU
This is a messenger RNA of Salarias fasciatus (jewelled blenny), 2221 nucleotides long. RefSeq names its product G/T mismatch-specific thymine DNA glycosylase-like. Lineage: Eukaryota; Metazoa; Chordata; Actinopteri; Blenniiformes; Blenniidae. Gene Ontology annotation, biological process: base-excision repair, AP site formation. Gene Ontology annotation, cellular component: nucleus. Gene Ontology annotation, molecular function: pyrimidine-specific mismatch base pair DNA N-glycosylase activity; uracil DNA N-glycosylase activity. The transcript has 11 exons. The record is from RefSeq and is a predicted model, not a curated record. The coding region runs from base 148 to 1557 and encodes 469 amino acids.